UCUUAUCAGGAUGUUUAAGUUUGGCGAGACGUUAAUCCUUUUGAUGGCACUAGUGAUCGCCGCAAAUGCAGAGAGCGAUCCUCACGACUUCACCAUGCGAAGUAUGAGUCGCGCAAAUAUGUUGGGCAGUGGUACGAUACUGGAUAAUUCGGCCGUGCCCGUUGACGAACUCGAUCCAAACUAUUGGCGUAAAUCGGCGAGUGAGGAAAUUAAAAGCCGUCUAGCCACCGGACCCAACACCAACAAAGCGAAGAAUGUCAUAUUUUUCCUAGGCGACGGCAUGUCGCUGAGCACAAUCACUGCUGCGCGCAUACUCAAAGGACAACGAGAAGGCAAUCCAGGCGAAGAGUCACAGCUCAGCUUCGAAAAGUUCCCAUACACUGGCUUGAGCAGGACGUACUGCACCAAUGCUCAAGUACCCGACUCCGCUUGCACUUCCACAGCUUACCUGACUGGCGUUAAAACUAACAUUCUUUCAUUGGGCGUUGGCCCAAAGGUGAACUACAAUGAUUGCGCAGCAUCCAUGGAUCCGGCUAAUGAUCUCACAUCGCUUUACGACUGGGCUCAAGCAGCUGGCAAAUCCUCUGGUUUUAUCACCACUACCAGACUCACGCACGCCAGUCCUUCCGGUGGUUACGCGCAUGUCGCGAACCGAAUGUGGGAGUCCGAUACGAAUGUGCGCUCGUAUCUCGCCGAAAACUACACCACAGAUUGUACUGAUAUUGCCACACAACUCAUAACUGAAGCACCAGGCCGCAAUCUUGAUUUAAUAAUGGGUGGUGGAAUGGGCAAAUUUUUGCCAAAAACAAUGAUCGACUCAUUUGGUGCGGCUGGUGAACGUACGGAUGGCGUAAAUUUGCUCUCGCAAUGGCAACGCAGACAUCCGGGUGGUGUAUUUGUUAGUAAUCGAAAACAAAUGCAGGCACUCAAUAUUGAGCAAACCAAGAGUAUUUUGGGUAUCUUCCAGUCAUCAUUGAUGAAUUACCAUCAUCAUGCGACCGAAGGAGAACCUACUCUAUCCGAAAUGACGGAAACCGCUAUUAAGUUCUUGAGCAAAAACGAAAAUGGCUACUUCGUGUUCAUUGAAGGUGGCCUCAUCGAUUAUGGCAAUCACCAGAACAAACCUGGAAUCAGUCUUGACGAGACUUUAGAGUUUUCGAAGGCUGUGGAAAUGGCAUGCAACAUGACUAGUAUCGAAGACACACUUAUCGUCGUCACGGCCGACCAUGCACAUCCACUCAACAUCGUCGGUUAUCCGGUACGUGGCAACAAUAUUUUGGAUAUUAAUAAAAUCGGCUACGAUCGAAAUGGUGUGCAUUAUUCAACACUCAAUUACGCAGCUGGCCCUAACCAAUAUUUGGAUGAGUACGGCGAUCGCAUUGAAUUGGAAGGCCAGUUUGGCGACGUGGAUUUCAUUUUCCCCAGCUACAUUUCGGUAAGUGAUGGUGUUCACAGUGGUGAUGAUGUCAGCGUAUACGCUUCCGGCCCCUGGCAGCACCUUUUCCGUGGCGUACUCCAGCAGAAUAGCCUGCCUCAUAUGAUGGCGUAUGCCGCAUGUAUUGGCGAUGGCGCCAAAGCAUGCGACUAAAUCUAGCUACGCGUUGUUGUUGUUUAUCAUUAAAGCAGUCCUACCAAAUUAGAACAAAAUGAUAAUUGUCCAUUUAUAUUAGAGCAACCAGCACAACCACACAUUUGCUGCCAUCUCCCAUCUACCAACAAUUCGAAAGUAGCAGCACUUCUACCCGCGAUAUCUUUUGUUUGCCUACUUUGGCUGCGCACUACCUUAUAUUUAUCUAAUGGAUUUGUUACUUAGCCAAAGUAUACAGAAAUAUUAAAUUUGUUAAGCACUUGCAGCCUGGCAGUUAGCGUUUGUUAAGUCGCUAAUACUUUCGUUUGCUUGUUUAAAUCUUAGUUUAAUA
Anastrepha obliqua is the source of this 1919-nucleotide messenger RNA. RefSeq names its product membrane-bound alkaline phosphatase-like. The transcript has 4 exons. Gene Ontology annotation, biological process: dephosphorylation. NCBI's taxonomy places the organism in Eukaryota, Metazoa, Arthropoda, Insecta, Diptera, Tephritidae. Gene Ontology annotation, molecular function: alkaline phosphatase activity. The record is from RefSeq and is a predicted model, not a curated record. The coding region runs from base 11 to 1588 and encodes 525 amino acids.